AGGUCAAAGUGAAAGUAAAAGAUUAAACAUCGGAUGGCCAGACGCCAUCUCGCAGGAUCCAAAACCAGAAAAUACCUUCACACGUUACGGACGCGUUUGCAGUCUGCUACUGGUCCGCAGCUGUUUAAGCCACAAAACACAAGGCCUGAAAUCAAGUCUCCUCUAGCAGGAAAAGAAGCUGAAAAGCCUGGAAAAUUUGUGUGUAUGAAGAGAUAAAGGAGGAGAAACCUGUCUGUGAAAUGAGUGUCUAUGAGGAGAAAGAGCAGGAGUCUUCUGUUGAAGCUCAGAGAGCAGCAUCUCCAGGAUUCAGCUGUGUUUCUAUGAAGAGUAACAACUCCAUGUAUCAGCCUCCUUAUCUCAGUGAUGUUGACGCUCAGAGAGCAGGGUCUCCAGGAUUCAGCUGUGUUUCUAUGAAGAGUAACAACUCCAUGUAUCAGCCUCCUUAUCUCAGUGAUGUUGACGCUCAGAGAGCAGGGUCUCCAGGAUUCAGCUGUGUUUCUAUGAAGAGUAACAACUCCAUGUAUCAGCCUCCUUAUCUCAGUGAUGUUGACGCUCAGAGAGCAGGGUCUCCAGGAUUCAGCUGUGUUUCUAUGAAGAGUAACAACUCCAUGUAUCAGCCUCCUUAUCUCAGUGAUGUUGACGCUCAGAGAGCAGGGUCUCCAGGAUUCAGCUGUGUUUCUAUGAAGAGUAACAACUCCAUGUAUCAGCCUCCUUAUCUCAGUGAUGGAGCUGCUGUGACCUCUGACCCUGGUAUCAUCAACAGGAAUAGAAAGAGAGUCACAUCUCCAGUAUCCAGCUCUGUGUCUGUGAAGAGAAACAAAUCCACUGGUCAGUCUCCUUAUCUCAGUGAUGAACCUGCUGUGACCUCUGACCCUGUUGCUGGGAGAGCUGACCAGAUCAGAUAUGUGUCCUGUCAGACCUUCACAUCCUCCUCCAGUCAGAACCACAUCAGUCAUCAUGACACAGAAGCAGAUCUGCAGCUCGAUUCUCAUCAACCAGAGCAUGAUGAUCUGCAGAGAGUCAAAGACCAGCACAAAACCAACAUGAAGAACAAGUAUGAGAGCUUAUUUGAGGGAGUCAAACUACAAGAGAAUCAAACCCUUCUGAACAGGAUUUACACACAGCUGUACAUCAUAGAGGGAGAGAGUGAAGGAGUGAAUGAAGAACAUGAAGUGCUACAGAUGGAGAAAAGUUACAGGACACUCCAAGACACUCCAGUCAACUGCAAUGACAUCUUUAAUCCUUUACCUGAACCAGGAGAUGAGGAGAAGAGAAGAGAGAAGAAAGACACAAUAAAGAUUGUUCUUACUAAAGGCAUCGCUGGAAUUGGAAAAACCGUCUCUGUGCAGAAGUUCAUUCUGGACUGGGCCGAGGGAAAAGCCAAUCAGGAUGUAGAUUUCAUGUUUGUGCUUCCAUUUAGAGAACUGAACUUGAUUAAAGAUCAUCAUUACAGUCUUUACAGACUUCUGAUUGACUUUCAUCCUGAACUUCAAGAUCUGGACUCAAAGAUUUAUGAUGAAUGUAAAGUUGUGUUCAUCUUUGACGGUCUGGAUGAAAGUAGAAUCACACUUUUGUUUUCAGAUGUUCAGAAAGUUUCUGAUGUGACUGAGACUUCAUCAGUGGGUGAGUUGAUGUCAAACCUCCUGAGAGGAGCUCUGCUUCCCUCUGCUCUCAUCUGGAUCACCACCAGACCAGCAGCAGCCAAUCAGAUCCCCUCCAACUACAUCAACCGUGUGACAGAGAUUCAGGGAUUCAAUGACCCUCAGAAGGAGGAAUAUUUCAGGAAGAAAAUCAGUGACGAGCAUCAAGCCAACAGAAUCAUCUCACACAUCAGAAGAGCAAGAAGCCUCCACAUCAUGUGUCACAUACCUGUCUUCUGCUGGAUCUCAUCCACUGUGCUUCAAAACAUCCUGAAACAAGAUCUCAGUGCAGAAAUCCCUCAAACUCUGACUGAAAUGUACAUCUACUUCCUUAUCAUUCAAACAAAUAUGAGGAACCAGAAGUAUGAAGAGAGAGAUCCAGAGAACCUCCUGCAGGCGAACAGAGAAGUGAUUGUGAAACUUGCUGAACUGGCUUUCAAACAGCUGAUGAAGGGCAAUGUGAUGUUUUAUGAGGAGGACCUGAGAGAGAGCGGCAUAGACGUCACUGACGCCUCAGUGUAUUCUGGGAUUUGCACUGAGAUCUUUAGGGAGGAAUCUGUGAUUUAUCGCAGGAAGGUUUACAGCUUUGUACAUCUGAGCUUUCAGGAGUUUUUUGCAGCACUGUAUGUGUUUUUCUGCUAUUUACACAAGAACAGUGAGGUUCUGAAGAUGUUCCUGACAGGAAAGUCCAGAACUCAGUGUGAGAAUAUUCCUCUGGAUGUGUUUCUGAAGGAAGCAAUGAAUAAAGCCUUAAAGAGUAAAAAUGGACACCUGGAUCUCUUCCUUCGGUUUCUUCAUGGGAUCUCGCUGGAGACCAAUCAGAGACUCUUACAGGAUGUAUUGAUUUACACAGAGAACAACCCAGAGGGCAUCAAGAAAAUAACCCAAAACCUCAAACGAGGUCAGAAAAACAAUGUCAGUCCUGACAGAUGGAUAAAUCUGUCACACUGCUUGAUUGAGAUGAAGGAUAACUCAGUUGUUGAAAAAAUGCAGUCGUUUUUAAAUUCUGGAAAUAUAAGUAAAAGUCUUACUCUUGCACAAUGCUCAACUUUGGCAAACAUAAUCCUGAUGUCAGAGGAGGCACUGGAUGAGUUUGAUCUUAAAAAAUUCACCACCAAAUCAAAAGAUGGGAGAUGGAGACUGUUACCUGCUGUGAGGAACUGCAGAAAAGCUGUAUUAACAGGCUGUGAUCUCACUGAUCAACACUGUGAAAUUGUGGCUUCAGUUUUCCAAACAUCAAACUCCCUUAGAGAGCUGGACCUUAGUAACAAUCAUCUGCAGGAUUCAGGAGUGGAGCUGCUCUCUGCUGGACUGAAGAGUCCAAACUGUCAGCUCAACAUACUGAGAUUGUCCAGCUGUAAUCUCAGUGAUCAGUUCUGUGAGAUUUUGGCUUCAACUCUACAAUCAUCAGACUCCUCCCUGAGAGAGCUGGACCUGAGUCACAAUGACCUGCAGGAUUUAGGAGUGGGCUACCUCUGUGCUGGACUGAGGAGUCCAAACUGUCAACUCAGCAUACUGAGAUUGGCUGACUGCAAGCUCACUGAUCAGUGCUGUGAAACUGUUGCUUCUGUUUUACAAUCAUCAAACUCCCUGAGAGAGCUGGACCUGAGUAACAAUCAUCUGCAGGAUUCAGGAGUGGAGCUGCUCUCUGCUGGACUGAAGAGUUCAAACUGUCAACUCAACAUACUGAGAUUAUCUCAGUGUUUGGUGACAACAGAAGGUUGUGCUGCUCUGGCAUCAGCUCUGAAUUUAAACCCAUCACACCUGAGAGAGCUGGAUCUGAGCUACAAUCACCCAGGAGAUUCAGGAGUGAAGCUACUCAGCCACCUGGAAAAACUCAAUGUGGAUCUUGGAGGAGAGUUCAGGAUCACAUCAAGACUCCACAAAUACGCCUGUGAUCUCACACUGGAUCCAAACACAGCACACAGUGGACUCGUUCUGUCUGAGGAGAACAGAAAGGUGACACGUGUCUCUGAGUCACAGUCAUUUCCUGAUCAUCCGCACAGAUUUGAUCUGUGGGAUCAAAUUCUGUGUUCAGAGACUCUGACUGGACGCUGUUACUGGGAGACUGAAUGGAGCGGAGAAGAAGUUUAUAUAUCAGUGGCUUAUAAAGAAAUCCAGAGGAAAGGAUUGAGUGAUGACUGUUUGUUUGGAGGUAAUGUGAACUCCUGGAGUCUGAUAUGCUCUGAACAAGGAUUCACUGCUCGUCACAAUAAUAACUCCACACGUAUCUCUGCUGCUCCAGACUCCUGUAAGAGAGUCGCAGUGUUUCUGGACGAGUCGAGCGGCUCUCUGUCUUUCUACAGCGUCUCUGACAAACACACACUCACACACUUACACACAUUCACACACACAUUCACUCAACCUCUACUCGCUGGAUUUAGACUUGGUUAUCAUAACAACUCUUCAGUGUCUCUGUGUCACAUUAAACACACACACAUUAAAUGCACACACACAAACUCUCUCUCACACACACAUUAGUACACAUAGGUUGAGUGUGUAAUGAUGUGAAAUUUUGUGUGUUUUAAUCUGAACUCCAGAGAAUCUCAUCUUCAGGAAGUUGAACAUCAGUUUCCUGUUUCUGAUCAUCAUGAAGAUGUUUCAGUCACACACACAAACAGACAAAUACACAAGUGUUUGUGUGAAAUCAGCUCAUAUUUACACUGCUCUUUAAUAUUUCUCUGGCUCUAUUUUCACGAGUUCAUGUCGU
Molecule: messenger RNA, 4350 nt
Organism: Carassius auratus (goldfish)
Lineage: Eukaryota; Metazoa; Chordata; Actinopteri; Cypriniformes; Cyprinidae
Product: NACHT, LRR and PYD domains-containing protein 3-like
Exons: 11
Coding region: 240-4121 (1293 amino acids)
Molecular function (GO): protein binding
Source: RefSeq, a predicted model, not a curated record